Molecule: messenger RNA, 1737 nt
Organism: Plenodomus lingam JN3
Lineage: Eukaryota; Fungi; Ascomycota; Dothideomycetes; Pleosporales; Leptosphaeriaceae
Biological process (GO): phosphoenolpyruvate transmembrane import into Golgi lumen
Cellular component (GO): Golgi apparatus; endoplasmic reticulum
Molecular function (GO): antiporter activity; phosphoenolpyruvate transmembrane transporter activity
Source: RefSeq, a predicted model, not a curated record
AUGACCGCCGCAAAACCGCGUGUACUGGUUCCAGUCUGCCUGCCAGAGUUGCCCAACAAUGCUGCGCUAAAGUACCGUUCCGCUACCGCCAUCGACAUCGCCAUUAUGCCCCAAUCGGCGCGGGAUCCAAGCCCGAAUGCGACGUUCAAGUUUCCUGCCUUCCAGCCUGAUCUCCUGCCCAUGCCCGAAGAGGACCACUAUGGCGUCAGCUCAUCGCGCGGCCGAAGUCCCAGUCCCCACCACACCGCGCAGAACAAUGGCAGUGCAGUACCGGCCGACAAGUGGCAGCCGCGGCGAGACUCCCGGCUGGCCUCCUCUGGGCCGUCGACGAGUCGACAUGGCAGACAGAAGAGCCUGAGCGAGGCCCUGCGCACGAUACGGACGCGCAAAGGCAGCGUGAGCCAGAACGCGCACGAGAUUGCGGAUGCACUAAAGGCGCCCCUUUCCCCCAGACUCAUUGUACUGUGCGGUGUGUGGUACAUGACCUCCAUCUUCACCAACAUGUCCUCCAAGGCCAUCCUCACUGCGCUCCCGAAGCCAGUCACCCUGACGACGGUCCAGUUCGCUUUCGUUUCUGGGUGGUGCCUCGUGCUCGCCGCCUUGGCUCGCAGGUACCCCCGCCUCAAGCAGACCAUGCCCUUCCUGAAAUAUGGAAUUCGCUCGCCGUCCAAGGAGCUCAUCAUGGCUACGCUGCCCCUCACCUGUUUCCAGAUUGGAGGACAUAUAUUGAGUGCGGAUGCGACAUCGAGGAUCCCCGUAUCACUGGUUCAUACGAUCAAAGGCCUGUCUCCGCUCCUAACAGUCAUGGCCUACAGCAUUUUUUUCAAGAUACAAUACUCUUUGCCAACAUACCUAUCUCUGAUACCCCUGACGGUCGGUGUCAUCCUGGCAUGCUCUGCAGACUUCCACGCAAAUCUUAUUGGCCUCAUGUCCGCCUUCGCUAGCGCAAUCCUCUUCGUUGUACAAAACAUUGUUUCCAAGCAGAUCUUCAACGAUGCUGCUGCCGCCGAGAAAGACGGUCUGCCGCCCAACAAAUUCACCAAACCAGACAAACUCAACCUUUUGUGCUAUUCCUCUGGCCUCGCCUUCUUGUUCACCCUCCCUCUCUGGCUCUGGUCCGAAGGAUUUGCGCUCAUUUUCGACCUUCUCUAUGAAGCUAGAAUCGAAUUGUCAGAUCAUCCUGAAGCCUUUGACCACGGACGUCUUUUCCUCGAGUUUCUCUUCAAUGGGACAUUUCAUUUUGGCCAGAAUAUCGUUGCCUUUAUUCUCCUGUCCAUGGUUUCGCCAGUCACCUACUCCGUCGCCAGCCUGAUCAAGCGCGUCUUUGUCAUUGUAUUCGCAGUCGUUUGGUUUGGAAAACCACUGACCAAGAUCCAAGCCUUUGGCCUCGUCCUCACCUUUCUCGGCCUAUAUCUGUACGAUCGCACGUCGGAUGCUGCCAAGGCGGAUAAGCGCGUAAAGGCAAUGCAGGCCAAGUCGAGCGGCACGCUUUUACCGCUUGUGACGGACUUGAAGUCGAGGCCGGUGUUUACGAAUAGCCCGGUCACCAUGUCGGGUACUGGUGCGUACCCGAUGGCGGACAUUUCAGAGACCAGGGACGAGAAGAGGGAUGAUGACGUGGGUUAUAGGAGAACUCCUGAACACGGCUCUGCUGGCUAUUUGCCGCCAGGUACAAAACAGGAUGAAACUUGGCGGUCUCACGACAUGAAUGGUAUACGAACUAUCGGCGUUUCGUAG